CAAUACUUACGCCAGCCGUUGUAGUUAUUUUUUCGCGCGUCGUUCGGAAGUGCUGCUUCUUUUUUUCAUAUAACUAGUUCACUUUUGACUUAGUCUCAUAUUUGCACUAGGGAAAAAAACUUCAAUAGAUUAAGACUGCUAUUUCGCAUUCAUACAGUAACUCGUAUGUUAGCUAACUAGGCGACGUUAAGCUAACUGGAUCAGGAGCAGGCGACGUUAGGAAGCUAGGCAAACAACUAUAGUUAGUCUAACUUUAGAUUAUGUUCGACGUUAUUGUGUCUGUUCACGCAGGAUAGAAGAUAUCCGUCAUAAUGUCGUUUAGCGCGGUUCACGGAACACUGUCGAGCCUGAAGUCAUGUCAGGCCGACAUCGGGACGGGGAUGGACAUAGUAACAGACGUGGCUAUGGACCUGGCGGAAUCACAGGAUAAAGACGUGAACCCUGCAAUCGACGAGAUGAGGGCUAUGAUUCUGGAGUGUGCCAAGCUGGACAGGGAGAUUAACUGCUUUGUUGACAUCGUACAACAAGUCACAACAAAGGUUACUACACAGCAGCCAGAGGCAAUGUUCAGCAUGUGUGCCAAAGUGAAGGAGCAGUUCACAGAGAGGACAGCCAGGCUCUCUGACGCCGACCUGCAGAAUCACCCCAAACUCGUGGCUUUCAAGGAAAGCAUCAAGAGCUCGCUCAACCAAGCCAACCAAGAGCCAGCAGCGAACACGGAAGAGCUCGACGAGGACAUUGUUGUUUCACAGAGCCAGGUCAACUUCACCUGCCCGCUCACACAGGUGGAGAUGGUGAACCCGGUUAAGAAUAAAAAGUGUAACCACCACUAUGACGAAGGAGCCAUACUGGGCCUCAUCAGAACAAGACACAGCCAGAAAAAGAAAUGCCGCUGUCCUGUGGUGGGCUGUGAGAACACAGAUGUGAGCAAGUCGGAUCUGAUUCCUGACCAGCUGCUGAGGAGAAUGAUCCAGAGCCAGAAGAGGCAGGGCAAACGGAUAUAGCACUCUACAUUUUUACUGGCAGAGUCAAGUUAGAGUUUAAGAAGAGAUGACCUGUUUGUGUUUCAGCUGGAGCAUUUUGUUCACUCCAGACUUGUUGAAUGUAAAUAAAAGCUGCACCUUUUCACAAAUGCGUAACACCAAACUUGUAUUUGUAACUGGGAGCGUGUGGGUAGAUCAUUUUUCAAAUAUUUUGCUGCCUACAUGAUGCAGCAAGUUGUCAGAACCACAAGAGGGCGGUGUCUGCAGGAGGACACAGGAUCCAUGUAUCCUGCAGAGCCAGAACAGAAAGCAUG
Messenger RNA from Chelmon rostratus (copperband butterflyfish), 1297 nucleotides. RefSeq names its product NSE2 (MMS21) homolog, SMC5-SMC6 complex SUMO ligase (gene nsmce2). Gene Ontology annotation, molecular function: zinc ion binding; SUMO ligase activity. Gene Ontology annotation, cellular component: nucleus; Smc5-Smc6 complex. The record is from RefSeq and is a predicted model, not a curated record. Bases 312 to 1004 code for a protein of 230 amino acids. NCBI's taxonomy places the organism in Eukaryota, Metazoa, Chordata, Actinopteri, Chaetodontiformes, Chaetodontidae. The transcript is spliced from 6 exons. Gene Ontology annotation, biological process: protein sumoylation; double-strand break repair via homologous recombination.